Molecule: messenger RNA, 2946 nt
Organism: Pecten maximus
Lineage: Eukaryota; Metazoa; Mollusca; Bivalvia; Pectinida; Pectinidae
Product: protein FAM184A-like
Exons: 5
Coding region: 400-1665 (421 amino acids)
Source: RefSeq, a predicted model, not a curated record
AGCGUUCCUACCCGUCAUUGUGUGGAGCCGGUGUAUCAACACGUACCUUACCGUCCUCAAUACACGCUGGUAACAGUAGUUGGGACUUUAACAGACAUAUGCCUGAUCAAAUACCACCGACAUAGAUAGCGAUACACAAGACACAGAUUUAAUGUCGGAACCCUUCUCGACGUAUACGGGACUCUUCGGAAGUUAUUUUAUAAAAUGGAAGAGCGAAUAGUGUCUUUUCCGACUCUUCUACAAUACCUGUGUGUACUUGAAGAUAGACGGGUAGUUUUACUUACAGGAUGAGGAACUCGACACCACCUUCUCCAUUAUUGGACAAAACGGAUGUGUUUAUAACUGUGGCUGUUUUUUAACUGUUUAUUUAUUCACUGAGUGAGAUAACAUAACGUCAGGAUGGCUACGAUAGACAAAAAGAAAACUUUCGACUUUCGAAUGUCGAAAAAAGUCGCGGAAUUGACUCAGGUCGUUCAUAUGCUUUUCACAAGGAACCAUGAGAAAGAGGUUGAGAUAGAAGCGAUAAAGGACGCGUAUGAGUUUGAAUUAUCGUUAGUAUUGGAGGACGCCGAGGGUAGAAUAGCUUCAUUGGAUCAGAAACGGAAAGAUCUGGAGGCGUUGUUAGAUAAGGAACGGUUAGCGGGUAGAGAGCGAGUAAAAGAGGCCAUCCAAGAACAAGCCGACGCAAGGGAGGAACAGUGGAAACAACAAAUUCAAGUUCUAGAAAAACAGUUGUCCGAGGAAAAAUCGGACAGUCAGAAUUUACGAGACUUGUUGAUAAAUGCCCAGAAAGACAUCGAAAAAUUAAGGGAAGGAGUUGCGGAACAGCUGAAAAUCAAAAAUGAGGAGAUUCAAAGCAAAAACAGAGAACUUGAGAGGUUACGGCGGUUGUUAGCCGAGCUCGAGAAAAGUUCAUCGGAUAAAGAGGUCCAGUAUCAAGAGGCAAUAAAAGAGCUGGAAAGGACCAAUGAGAAACUGGAGCGAGAGUUAGCUCAGCUCCAGGCUCUACUUGAGGAAACACAUAGAAAUAAGAUUCAGUUGGAGGCGAAAAAUGUGAAAUUAGAGACAGAUUUGAAAAAUCUGAAGAAAGACUUCGGUAGGAAGGUAGCAGAGGUUGUAGCAACUCAACAACGGCAGCAAAAUCAACAACAGAACAAUUUGCCUCCUCCACGGAGUGCGACCAACUUCACCCAGGACAAAAAUUGCUCAAAAAAUCACCAGGUAAAUCUUCUGAUUACCCGAAUGAAUAUAGAACCAAUAUCGGAUGAUGUAAAGCAAGAUUAUAACGACGAAGUAGAGAAGCUCCGAAAAGAAGUACAAAGAUACCGAAUGGAACUGUCUAAUCGUGACGGAAACUUUAACCGGAUGUUCAGCAAUAGUCAGCCGAUGGUUGUUGAUCCCAGAGCAGGGAAAAUAGGGGUCAGUCAAAACCAGAUCCUGUCUGGAAACUCCGCCACAUACACGGAGACGAUAGGACUGCCGGUCAGGGAAAAGUCAUUCUCGUAUGCAUUUGUACAAUCAAUUGAUGACAAGCAAAGGCCGGCGAGCUCCCGUAUUUCCUCGGCUACAGCGAGACUCCCUUCACUGACACAGGAGCAAAGGUCAAGGUUGACCAAACUGAUGAAACCACGCCCUCUUCCCAAAGAGAUGCUCUACGGCAAAUGACAUGAGGAGAAGCCAGGCUCAGACGCAAUGUAAACAGACAAAUGGACGUAAAUAAGUGCCAAUAUAUUCAAACUGGACGAUCGAAACAGAACAUUGAUUUUUUUCUGUGUGAAAUGUAUUUUAUUUUUGCUUUCUGUCCUAUUGGAAUGUUUGAAUGAUGGUAGCUGAAAUUUAUGGCCGUAUCCAUUGGGUAGGUGAUGUAUUGAUUUUUGCCGUACUGUAUGAGGCAAUGAUAAUGCAUUGACGACAACACUUCUAUCGAAUGUGUACCUGUUGACAAGACUAUCCUCAACCUGUUGUGUUAACUGGUUUCUCCAAUUAUAUAAUGGAAACCGCGAAUGAUAAUGCUAAUUUGCUUUGCAAAGCAGCAAUCUAUGGCCAGGAAGGAUUGCCACAGGUUGAGGGCAAGGUAGGGACAAAAGUAAUGUCGAGUCUGGCUUCGUGUACUGGUAGUCCAGUGUGUCAUAUAUAUGUUCAAAUGAUGAUCGUUAAUAUGAGAGCUCAAUCUUGUCAUAUAGGAAGAAUUAGAAACAUGAUAUUAACUUCAAGACUAAAUCAUCAUGUUUCUCUUAUUUAAUCGCAAAAUUGAUUAUGAUUUGUAUGAUAUCGUAUGAAAUAUAUGUACUAAUUGUUUUAUGAUUGUAGAAUUUAUAUAUACUUGAUAUAACACAUUUUAACUUUCAAAAUGAGACAUGAGAAUAAAUGCUAUAAUGAUAAAUUUUCGUCCUAUUUUCUCGGGUUGAUAAAAUCCGAUAUCGAAACUAUCAAAAUGCUAUAAUUGUAAAUUGUUGAAAACCUUGUAUAACGUCAUUGAUAGUAGUAGAUGGGUCGGGGAACGUUAAAAGAUUAGUUAGUAAAAUAUGAUACGUGUGAUGUUCUAGUGUAAGUUAAUCACGUUCCAUAUAUUCAUGAGUCAUUUGUUUCGUGGUUUCCAUGGAUAUCGCGAUCUGUUGAUGCUUGUGAUUUUGAGGUAUGCUGGAGAUUUGUAUUUAUUCAUUGUGUUAAUGUACAAUGAAGUCAUUCAAUCCCAGAAAAUAAAAACACAAAAGUUUUAUCCUACACAGUUUAAUUAAUAUACACAAUAUACAGUACUACGGAUGUGACGUCAGCGCAGGACGGUAAAUAUUCGCACUAAUUGAAAUAUAUACAAAAUGUACUGUGUUUGUAUGUGUCCGCAUUUAUAUACGAGUAAUAUUCCGUCCAUAUACGCCUACAUUGUUGUUUAAAAUGUGCCAAACAAUGUGAACAUGUGAUUGAAAAAUAAUAAAUGUGGAAGCUACA